Molecule: messenger RNA, 3179 nt
Organism: Acipenser ruthenus (sterlet)
Lineage: Eukaryota; Metazoa; Chordata; Actinopteri; Acipenseriformes; Acipenseridae
Product: RCC1 and BTB domain-containing protein 2-like
Exons: 12
Coding region: 222-1805 (527 amino acids)
Molecular function (GO): protein binding
Source: RefSeq, a predicted model, not a curated record
CUGAGCAGUCAGGAAAUAUACUGUCGCAGAAAAUGAAAGCAAGAGAGAAACGUUGUUUUGUAUCUGUGUUGAACGUCGUGUGUCUGUAAAUAUGCAUGAAUUUGGUAUUCACUUUUUUUUUUUUAGCCCCCAUGAUAAAAAAUAGAACGUUGGUGAUAACCUGCAUCUGAAACUCCUAAUGGUCUCAGGGCUCUGAGUGACUGUGCUACAGCCUCCUGAUCAUGCUGGAUGUUGGAAAGUGGCCAGUGUUUGCUCUGCUUCCACCAGAGGAACUGAGGUUGAUUCGGCAGGCAUGUGUCUAUGGCAGUGCUGGAAACGAAGCCUUCUAUGUUACUGUAAACGAUGAAGUUUUCGCUCUUGGCACCAACUGCAGUGGCUGUCUUGGCACAGGCGAUAUUCAGAACACUAUCGAACCCAGGAGAAUAGACGCAUUGUGUGGAAAGAAGAUUGUGUCCUUGAGUUAUGGAACAGGACCCCAUGUUGUUCUUGCUACUGCAGAUGGAGAGGUAUAUGCCUGGGGUCACAAUGGUUACAGUCAGUUGGGGAAUGGCACUACAAACCAGGGGCUGAUCCCUGCCCAGGUUUCCACCAAUCUACUCAACAAAAAGGUCACGGAGGUGGCCUGUGGCUCCCAUCACACCAUAGCACUGACCUCUGAUGGAGAGGUUUAUGCUUGGGGUUACAACAACUCUGGUCAGGUUGGCUCAGGAUCUACAGCAAACCAGCCAACCCCAAGACGAGUGAGCAGCUGUUUACAGAACAAGAUAGUAGUGAAUAUUGCCUGUGGACAGCUCUGUUCCAUGGCUGUGCUGGACAAUGGAGAAGCUUAUGGCUGGGGUUACAACUGCAAUGGUCAGUUAGGGGUGGGCAACAAUGGGAACCAGCAAACCCCCUGUAGAAUAGCAGCGUUGCAGGGGAUCAACAUAGUCCAGAUUGCCUGUGGCUAUGCACACACGUUAGCACUGACUGACGAGGGAUUAGUCUAUGCCUGGGGUGCUAGUUCUUAUGGUCAACUGGGUACCGGCAACAAGAGUAAUCAGUCCUGCCCAGUGCUUUUAAAUUUGGACAAAGAAAGGGUGAUUGAGAUUGCAGCUUGCCACUCCACACACACGUCAGCGGCCAAGAUACAGAGUGGUCAGGUAUUGAUGUGGGGUCAGUGCCGGGGGCAAACCAUCGUCAGCCCACACUUCACUCACUUCACCUGCACGGACGAUGUCUUCUCCUGCUUCGCCACACCUGCAGUCAUGUGGAAGCUCCUCACUGUGGAGCGAGAUGAUUACCUAACAGUCGCCCAGUCCCUGAAGAAAGAGUUUGAUAGCCCUGAAACCUCGGACCUCAAAUUCUUGGUGGAUGGGAAAUAUAUUCACGUGCACAAGGCCCUUCUCAAAAUCAGGUGUGAGCACUUCCGAACUCUACUGAACGAGAAUGAGGAAGAAUCUAUAGAGAUCCAGCAGUUCACCUACUUGGUUUACAGAGCCUUCCUGGAGUACCUGUACACAGACAGCGUCAGCCUUGCUCCUGAAGAUGCAAUAGGGCUCCUGGACUUGGCCAGUUUUUACAGAGAAACCCGGCUGAAGAGGCUCUGCCAGGAAACCAUCAAAAGGGGAAUCUCGGAGCAGAAUGCCAUCACGCUGCUGUCAGCAGCAGUCAAGUACGAAGCUCGGGACUUAGAAGAGUUUUGCUUCAAGUUCUGUGUCAAUCACAUGACAGCAGUGACUCAGACACAGGCCUUUUCAGAAAUGGACCAUGACCUGCUGAAGAAUUUCAUCAGCAAAGCAAGCCGAUACGGAGCUUUCAAAAACUGAACCCGCCAGCUCUGGCCACGAGGCAACAUCGAGCACCGGUAGCUGGGUUUGGUGAGCAAACAUGCUGUAUGUAUAGUUUUGAAUGGAUUUUUUCCCCCCCCGGUUGCGUCACGGACAUGAUUGAAGUGAAGGGACUUGAUGGAAGUCACUACUGAGAUUUUACUGGGACAGAAUUUUAUAGAAAUCCUUCUUUAGUAUAUCUAUCUCCUAUUUUAAUAAAUGAUUAGUGUCACUUUGUUAGUCUCUGAAGGGCUGUAUUAAACUUCAACAAAUGGUACUAGAGUUGUGCUUUUCCAGGAGAAUAUGUAAAUAUAUAAAUAGCAAGCAACCAACCUGCAUUUGAGGUUUCGUCUAAAAACUUGCCAGCCACAAAUAAUGGGGCCUGACGUAGAUAAGCAAACACAUUUGACUGACCCUACUAAAAAUUGAGUGAGUGUGUUUUGUUUGUUUUUUUUAAACUAUGCUUAUUCAAAAUUUCUAUACUGGCAAAAUGGGACCCAAAAUUAGAUAUUCAACUGUAUUGAGUAAUUUACUAAUAUUGAUUAUCACAUACUUGUUUGCUGCUGUUGUCAAAGGUAUGUGUACAUAUUUAAGUGUUACAGUAAGUUGGUAACUGUGAAAAACAAAGAAUCUGUAUUGUUUUCAGUGAAUCAAAACUAAGAUAGUAAAUGAUCUGGGUCAACAGAUUUUAAAUGGACAACAGCUUGGGAGCUUAGCAAUCAAUGGUUAACAACAGAUAGGACAGAAAACCUUUUUUCUAAACUGUUUUUGUACAAAUUUAAAUUUGUUAAUUUUUUUUUUCUCCCCCCAGCAUUUAAUAACUAAUAAUCCUAUUCUAUAGCAGGGGUUCUCCAGAUUGCCAUGUAGAGUUUUUGUUUUAAACCAAGGCCUAUAUUUUUUUAUUUAUUUUUUUAACUACACGAAUAGGACAGUAGAUCCUGACUGGUCUGUGGUAGUUGUUAUUCUUAAAAGUUAAAUGUAAACAUUGUUUAUUAAAAGGUGUCAAGUUAAAACAACAAUCUGUAGUCGCACUGGUAGAGCAAUGUUUUAAAAACACACUGAUUAAAAUAAAGUUGGUUAAUUAUGUCACUAAAAGGGAAAAGGGAACUGACCCCUCAGUAAAAUGCUAUUGGGAUUGAUUAAGAGAAGAAUCACAGAUUACUAAAAAAUCUAUCUUAAAAACAAACAGAUGCUUGUUUCCCACAAUGCAUCAUGUAAUGCUCCUUCACUGCUGAAUCUGUUGCAUGUGUGGUUUUUUGUCACAGUAUAUAGAAAUGUUACCAUGCCAACAGAUCCUGCUGACAUUGUGUUAUGCACUGUGAGAUCAUUUUUUCGUUUUCUAGCAAGAUGGAAAAUAAACUGAGCUCUCAGAAA